ACUGCGAACGCGUGCGAGAUUUGAUUUAAUUUUUUUUUGAGUGCUAUACAAAAAUAUAGUUACCAAAUGCUUGAAUUGUGAGAGCAACAGAAGGCAGCAUAUUUAUUUACAUACAAAAUCAGCUAGCUAACAGAAAUAACAACAUGCCGAGCUUUAAGAAAGCACCGCAUUUGGACAGCAGCAAGAACAACAACAACAGCUACAACAAGAAGAAGAAGAGUCGCUUAUAAACAAACGUGUGUGCAAAUCCAUAAAAUCAACAAGAACAAGAAACGCAAGAAUAAAAACAAGUGCAAAUUGGGCCGCUGCGGCAAACGAAACCAAAAGCAAUGGAAUUAAAAUAAAAGACAACAAAGUCAGCAGCAACAGCAGAGGGCAAUCAAAAUUGUUUACAGAAAAAUUCUGCUGAUGCUUGAUGAACUAACGUCAAGUGCUACAAAGAGCACAGUAAAAGUAGCUGAACAGAUAAACUAACAGUUAGUGAAAACAAAAAGAAAACAAGAUACGAAAAUCAACCAACGGCAACGUCAAUUUCUUCUUGUCAAUCUCCAAGUAGAAGAAGAAUAACCACAACAACGACACGCUGUUUCGUUGCGCUAACGGCGGCGGCAGCCAGCGGGUCGCUGGCAAAAAAUUGCGAUGCCUGGACUUGUGGUCUUCAGACGCCGCUGGUCUGUUGGCUCGGAUGAUCUGGUAGUACCAGGUGCAUUUCUCUUGGCGAUACACUUUAUAAGUUUUGUACUUGUGGCCGUCUCGUUAGUUUUAUUUGAAUAUAACACAAGUGUUUUAAGUGUUAAACUAUUGUUCUAUCAUCUAAUAAGCUACUUGUUAAUACUAUUUUUUUCAAUAUGCGUAGAAAUAGGCAUUUGUGUGAUCUCGAUGCGCGGCAGCAUUUUGGACUCUGAGGCGCGUACAUCGAUCAAUAUCUGGAUAUAUCUCAAGAGCUUGGUGAUAUUAUUUGAUAUUUCAUGGCUGAUAUUGGGCUCGAUUUGGCUGUCCAAUUACUACAUGGAAGCGCCCAUCGAUGAGGCCAAAAAGAUCUUUAUUGCCAUCAUCAUAUGCAACUGGACGCUGGUGUUCAUCACGCUGAUAACCAUCUGGUGCACGUUCGAUGCAGCCGGCCGCUCCUGGGUCAAGAUGAAGAAGUACCAGCGCUCCAUGCGUGAGACUGAAUCGCGCUUCAACUACAAGCGCAGCAACAGCAUGAAUCGCAACUGGCGGCAACGCAAGGUGAUGCGCGCCUAUCAGGACAGCUGGGAUCAUCGAUGCCGUCUGCUGUUCUGCUGCAUGGGCUCGUCGGAGCGAAAUCGCAAUUCGUUUACGGAUAUUGCGAGACUGUUGAGCGAUUUUUUCCGCGAAUUGGAUGUGGUGCCAUCGGAUGUGGUCGCCGGUUUGGUCCUGUUGCGCAAAUUCCAGCGCCUCGAGCGUGAGGCCAUUGUCAGACAGCGCAAAAAUGGGACAUAUGAGUUCCUCAGCGGUGUGCCAAUCACGGAGCACACACAGUUCCUAGCACUCAACGAUGCCAAAAACUAUGACUUCUUUCAGACCGUCAUACACUAUAUGUACUUUGCCCAGGGCGCCUACGGCUGGCCCAUGUACGUCAUCAUCAAUCGAAGCAAAAUGUGGCAUCUGGUGCCCGAGCUCAAAUGUUUCGGCUGCUGUUGCGGCAGCGGAGACGACAGUCAGGUGAUCCAGGACAAUUGCUGCUACUGCAAUUAUGCGGCUCUGAAGAAGACACUGCAGCUGGGCGACAUCGAUAUUGUGUAUGCCACAUACCAUGUGGAUGUGGGCGAGACGCCCUUCUUUGUGGCCGUCGACUAUACGCAGAAGAAGAUCGUGAUCAGCAUACGCGGCACGCUGAGCAUGAAGGACAUACUGACCGACCUGAAUGCGGAGGGCGAGGUGCUGCCGCUGCAGCCGCCGCGCGACGAUUGGCUUGGCCACAAGGGCAUGGUCCAGGCGGCCAUCUACAUACGCAACAAGCUGCAGCAGGAGAAUCUCAUUGAGCGCGCCCUGCAGCGCAACGCGGACCGCUUGACCCACACCUUCGACCUGGUGCUGGUGGGUCACUCCCUCGGCGCCGGCACGGCGGCCAUAUUGGCCAUACUGCUCAAGCCGGAGCAUCCGACGCUGCAGUGCUUCAGCUAUUCGCCGCCCGGCGGACUGCUCAGCAUGCCCGCUGUCGAGUACUCCAAGUCCUUUAUAACGUCCGUGGUGCUUGGCAAGGAUGUGGUGCCGCGCAUCGGCCUCAAUCAGAUGGAGGCGCUGCGUGCCGAUCUCAUCAAUGCCAUACAGCGCAGCGUGGAUCCCAAGUGGAAGACCAUUUCAUGCUCGGUCAUCUGCUGUGGCUGCGGUCCCGAGCCGACCUCUGUGGUGAACAUGUCCGGCCAGGACACGCACAUCAAUCAGUACCAGGAGGAGCGCGGCACGGCACGUUCGACCAGCGCCCAUCCCACGGACAGCUCCAUAGCUUUAACACUGCACCAGCCCUUAUAUCCGCCCGGCCGCAUCAUACACAUUGUGCGGCAUCAUCCCAAGCCAGAUGAGCAAAAAUACGACAGUGGUUGGAGAAAUGUGCUUAAGAAUCGUGAGCCGGUCUAUCAGGCGAUAUGGGCCGAUUCAACCGAUUUCGAUGAGGUGCUCAUAUCACCUGUCAUGCUGCAGGAUCAUAUGCCCGAUAAGGUUCUCGCCGCGCUCAAGAAGGUUGUAACGACGAGUGGGCCACGAAAGCCCCAGCGCCAGACCUCGAACGCAUUCUCCACCACAUCCUUGGAGCAGGAGCAGGAGCAGCUGGAGCUGGCGCUGGCGCCAACGAAUGCCGAACAGAUGCAACAUUGCAAGCGCGCGGCGGACAGUUCCUAUACAAACUUGAGCAACUGCAUCAUGCUGACACCAACGGCACAGCAUAAGCUCUGCCUGGAGACGUCCUUCACCAAUCUGCAGCACCAGCUGGAGCUGCGGGCAGCGGUGCAGCCGGGCGGCAGCAAGGCCUCAUCCAUAGCUGGCAGCAUCUUUGGCCGCAGCCAACUAAGCUCCACAACAACUCCGUACGACAUAUCAAGCGUCCUGGACGACAGCAUCACAACGGUGACAAUGCGCAGGAGCCCCUGCUCCAUGCUCAGCGAGACGACGACGGUCCUGAUGAAUGCCGAACCUGGCGAGGCGCCACGCCUGCGUGCGGUCGCAUUCGACAUGGCAGCAACGACGCCACCGCCGUCGCCUCUGCCGCUGGCACGUCAGCAUUCUGAGAAGAAGCCGCGAUCGCUGCCCUUGACGCAAGCGUUGCGUCGCGCCUCGGUGGCGGGUCAGGGUGUGGACCUGCUGCACGACGACUGGUACGGUCUGGCGCCGCUGGCCAGCCCGGAGACACUGUCGGAGAUCUCGAGCGUAUCGUCCCGGAGCAGCGUGCCCGUCAGCCUGGCCAACAGCAUUGAGCGAUAUCUGCAGCACCUGGGCGUCGGGGCGGGUGCGGGCCCAGGCGCGGUGCCCAAGGUGCCGCUGGAGGACAUAUUCGAGUCGCAGUUGCACACGCCGAAGGUGAUGCGACGUGCGCCCAAGUUCAGCGAGAACCUGUCUGGCUGCGCCGAGGACACCCGCAAUCUGGACCAGUAUAAGCGUCUAGGACGCGUGUUUAUCACAUUUCCGCGCAUCUUUCCCGAGCCAGCUGCCGGCCACCAGCUGCAGUACAAGCACAGCCAGGGCCUGGACUCCAACUCCAGCGAUGACAGCUUCGAGUCGGCGCACAGCCUGCACCGACUGCAGCUGCCGGCGACUGUGGCGUGCGGUGUCAGCUCCAAGUCAGCCGAUCAACUGGAUGAGACACGCUCGCCGCCGGCCAAGAAGCUGACGUUCAGCGACAGCAACAUCCUGGCCGAGGAGCACUGCCUGCGCCAGUGCCCACACUGUCCGUGCCGGCGCGAUGGACGCGAUUGCUGCACGCGCUCCGAGCACGAUCAUCAGCAGUGCGCCUCAGUGGAGGCGACGGCGACGGCGAUGGCGACGGCGACUGCCGCUGUCGGCUCGACAGAUACCAACAGCAGCUUCUACAGCGCCAACUCGCAAUCAUCGCUGGAACAGUUAGCGACGCCGAACCGACAGCUCCAGUUGAAGGUCAAUGGCGGGCAUGCGCACAACGAGAUACUCAUACGUCCCGGUGUCCUUGAGUCACAUUUUCCCGUGUACGGCGGCGGUGGCCAGCCGGAAACGCCGGCCAUUGUGGCGCCGGCAUCGCCCUCGCCCAUGAGCAACGGCGACAGCAAGCGGCCAGAUGUGGUCGGUGGGCGUGUGCGCAAACGCCUAUCCUCCGAGGAGUUCGUAUUCGCGCGCAGCGAAGAUCUUCCCAUUUUAGUACAAAUCGGUGAUAGAAGCGGCCACGGCUCGCCGUCGACACGCAAGCAGCGGCGGGGCUGCUGCGUGUAUCCCGUUGGCAAUAAUAUACGGAUUGCCGGUGCCGAUGUGGAUGCAGCUGCUGCCGUCGCCUCCCCCACGUCCAUUAGCAAAUACUCCCGCACUCGCGUCGCCGCGGCAGCAAAGAAAGCUGCUAUAAAUAACGAAAGUAAUGUUUAA
Drosophila novamexicana is the source of this 4566-nucleotide messenger RNA. RefSeq names its product sn1-specific diacylglycerol lipase alpha (gene inaE). The record is from RefSeq and is a predicted model, not a curated record. The transcript is spliced from 14 exons. NCBI's taxonomy places the organism in Eukaryota, Metazoa, Arthropoda, Insecta, Diptera, Drosophilidae. Gene Ontology annotation, cellular component: dendrite membrane; postsynaptic membrane. Gene Ontology annotation, biological process: lipid metabolic process. The coding region runs from base 640 to 4566 and encodes 1308 amino acids.